Messenger RNA from Miscanthus lutarioriparius, 1413 nucleotides. The record is from the annotation of a GenBank genome assembly. Lineage: Eukaryota; Viridiplantae; Streptophyta; Magnoliopsida; Poales; Poaceae.
AUGGCCGAGACCCCCACGUAUCAGAUCCUGGUGCGUCUCCUCGACGGGCGCACUAGAUGUCUCAGCUUCUCCACGCCCACCGUUUCCGGCGCCGUGCUCCUCGACGCCGUCGCGUCGAUCUCUCGCGUCCCCGCCGCCGCCCUCCGCCUCGUCACCGGCCGCAUCGACGUCUCGCCGUACAACGUCCUCACCUCAGCCGCUGAUGGCCAGUUCCCCUCCACGUCCGCGCUCCUCCGCCUUCGAGGAGGCAAGGGCGGGUUCGGCUCCCUCCUCAGAGGGGCCGCCUCCAAGGCGGGGCAGAAGAAGACCAGCAACUUUGACGCCUGCCGCGACAUCAACGGUCGCCGCCUCCGCCACGUCAACGCCGAGCGCCGCCUCGAGGAAUGGAAGGCCGAGGCCGCCGACCGCCAGCUAGAAAAGCUCGCCGAGAACUUCAUCAAGAAGAAGGCCAAGGAGGCGGGCCGCGGCGGCGGACCCUCAGCUGCUGAGGUGGACAAGUACCUGGAGAAGUACCGCAAGGAUGCUGAGAUCUGCGUCAACGCGGUUGAGGAGUCCGUGCGUGCAUCUCUUGGAAAGAGGAAGACCGCGCCUAAGCCGCCCUCUGGCGCAGACUCUAAGAAGCUUAAGAAUUGGUUGGGAAAGAACAAAGUAGAAGAAGAUGAAAGUGAUAGUGAUAGUGACAGUGAUGUGGAUGAUGAGGACAGUGAAGAUGAUGAGAGCGCAGAUGCAAAAUCUGUAGUAGUUGAUGACGGGAAUUGCUCAAAUGGAUCCAGCAAAAAUGAGGAGGAGAAGCUUGAUAUGGGUUCUGUAUCUGGGUCACAUUCAGAAGGAGAGUCCUCAGGGGGAAAGUCCCAGCACAGCAAUUCAGAGGAAAAUGUAAAAUGUGUCCAGUCAACUGUGGAACUGACAACAAGAUCAGGAGCUGAAGGUGGUGACUUUGAAUCUGAUGGUAGUGCGGAGCCUGAGGUAGGAAUGGUGGAUCAUCCCAUUUCUGUGAACAGUGCCGUUGCUGCUGCUUCAGAAGAAGUGAAAGCAGAUGAGGAUAACACUACUUCAGCUACUUCAUACCAAAACAAUACAGAGGUGCCACAAGUUGAAGAAGCACUGAAAGCAGAUGAGGAUAACACUGCUUCAGCUACUUCAAACAAAAACAAUCCAGUGGUGCCACAAGUAGAAGAAUAUGCUGAUGCCAGCAAAUCUUAUUCAGAGCCAUUGGACCUUGCAAAGUACAGUUCAGCUGCAGAAUUGGAGGUGCUUGGUCUGGAGAAGCUAAAAAUAGAGCUGCAAUCUCGUGGAUUAAAAUGUGGUGGAACUUUACAGGAGCGAGCUGCCCGACUCUUCCUUCUGAAGACAACUCCAUUGGAUAAGUUACCAAAGAAGCUGCUCGCAAAGGCCACUACUGGGGAGAAGUGA